Messenger RNA from Nicotiana tabacum (common tobacco), 728 nucleotides. The record is from RefSeq and is a predicted model, not a curated record. NCBI's taxonomy places the organism in Eukaryota, Viridiplantae, Streptophyta, Magnoliopsida, Solanales, Solanaceae.
CUCUUUUACACACCUCUAAUUAGGAAACCUCGAUUUCCCUAAUUUUGUCCCCUUCCGACACCCAAUAAAGAGAACCCCGCAUUUUCAAAUUACGCUCGAGUCUUCUUUGCUUCGGCCCAGCAUUUUCCCCCAUAUCACUUCCUCAGGCGAAAUCUAAUCACAAAUAUGAGUAUAAAACCAACAGUUGCAUUGAGAGCCAUUCUUGUAGGAGGAAUAGCUGCCUUUGCAAAAAUUGGUGGUGCUGUUAAAGCUGCAGGAGGUGUAAAAUUAGGUGCAGCUGCUGCUGCCAUGACUGCUGCAGCAACAGCAGCUAUUUCAGGACCUAAACAAGAAGAAAAGAAGGAUGUUUCUCAGCAGUUGUCCAAGUGAUGCACACAGCUUAUGUUUUAUUUGUUUUUUUCGAUGUAACUUAUAAACUGUCAAUAAAAGUUGUAGGUUUGGUGGAAUUUGCUAGUCAAAUGGUUUCCCGAGAUGAUCUUAAAUUAGCUCAGAUAUAUGGGUCCUUACAUUGCGGGACUCGCUAGCUCUGUACUAAUGGAAGAAGGAACUUGUUGAAGUGAAGCAUUUGUCAUCACUUAAAUUCUCUGAUAGAUGCAGAUUUUUCGCUCUCCAGAAUCUGAGGUAUGUAAUUGCUGUGUACUUUCAAAAGCAAAAUGUAUGUCUUUGUAAGGUUUUAAAACAUGGGAUUUUUUAAUAAACCCAGUUGGAAUUCCUUGAUCAUCAAAUCA